Salvia miltiorrhiza (redroot sage) is the source of this 527-nucleotide messenger RNA. RefSeq lists its product as uncharacterized. The transcript is spliced from 3 exons. The coding region runs from base 1 to 366 and encodes 121 amino acids. The record is from RefSeq and is a predicted model, not a curated record. Lineage: Eukaryota; Viridiplantae; Streptophyta; Magnoliopsida; Lamiales; Lamiaceae.
AUGAAUGACGCUGUCUCCCAAAAUUCAUCGUCUUCCUCUGAGCUCGAAUCCCCGUCCACUGCCAGUGCUCCGACCGGUCUCGAUUCUCUCAAAGCACCACGGGAACUCGCUCUUGCCCUACCUCUCGCCGUUGUCCGCGACUCCGGCUCCACCUAUGCUCUGCCUGCUUACAGGCAGCAGUACAGAGCUAGGAGGAGCUCCCCGUCGUCCCCCUGCUCAUCACCAAAUGUUGAGCUUGUGAAGAUCACACAAGACAUGAAGUCAUUCAAGGCAUACGACAAGCUGCGUCUGGAGCGAACGAAUGCACGCCACGUUGGUGUUAGAGCCAAGAGGGCAGCCGAAGCUGAGAAGGAAGACAAGAAGUAGGUACAAGUGAAGUGAUUGUGAGUUUGUGAUUCAGCAAACUGUUUAAUCUGUUUUGCUUUGGGGCUGGACCGAUUAUCUUGAUUUUGGUUGAAAUUUUCUUAGUAUUUUCAGCUCUUUGUAUUGAAUUAUCUGAGACAGCAAAUCUUUUUAUCGUUUUGUCA